UGUACUGACUGUGAUUGUCAAUGUUAAUAAAUAAGAAAUACUAGGAUAAUAACGAUGGAUGGACGAAUUGGACGACCAAAAAUAGGAACAGGAACUAACAUUAAAAUCGCUUGGAAACCAAUAAAAUAGUCACAUUUAUUUGAUGAUACAAGAACUAAAUGAAAUUAGUCGACUGGAUGUAAUACAUUUUACACUUGUAACAAUUUUGAAUUUAAUAUGGAGAAUUUAGAUAUAACAGAGUCUGAAAACAUAGAAUCUGAUGGGGAAUUUGCAUUUGAGACUGACCACCUUGUGCUGCGAGGCAACAAAGAUUACUGUGAACUACUUAAGUACAUUGUCAAACUAGAGGCACAGAAAGUGAAUGCAUUGAAAGACAUUGAGCAGCUCGCGGAGGCUGAGAGCAAAGCCCUAGCAGACCCAUUAAAAUUUGUUGAAGAUUUAAAAUCAGGUAAGGCUAGGUUUCCACCUCGACCAACAUUGGCUGAUAUGCCUAAUAUAGAUUGGAAUCAAUAUGGUAUUGAUCCGUCAAUGUUUGACAGUGAUGGAAUUAUGGAUACGAAGCCCAACCCUGAUGAAUUAGACACCAUAAAGGUGAGAGGCAGGAAGUUUACUGACAGUAAACCUGAGACAUUCAACCAAUUAUGGUCAUGUGAGGAACAAAAGAGAUUAGAAGAACUUCUAGAGAUUUACCCAGAAGAACCCAUUGAGGCACGGAGAUAUAAGAAAAUAGCAAGAGAUUUAGGAACUCGAACACCAAUUCAAGUCAUGUGUAGGAUUCAGAAGUAUUUUGCUAAAUUGGCUAAAGCUGGCUUACCAAUCCCUGGUAGAGCACCAAAACGUGUGACUAGAGAUAAAAAUAAGUCAAUAUUUUACAAGAAGUCUACAUUCUUUCCUCAAUUGCAUGUUCCAGUUAAAAUGGAAGAUUUAGACAGUAAUGAUACUCAAGAAAGUUAUGCACCUAAUGACAACAAAAAUAGUAUUAAAUUCAAAUUAGGGUUGCUAAAAUUAGCAAAGGAGCAGAGGAUAUUAGAUGAGACUGCACCUGUAUAUCAGACUAAAACAAUGUGUGUGGGCUGUCAGAAGUCUGGGUUUCUUGGCGCAAGGUGGACAGACAAUGCUGGGACUGACUACUGUACGGAUUGUGUGGUCAAACUGUUACCUGCAGAGAGAUUGAUCCCUGUGAGAGAAAUCUCCAAUUAAAGUAUCUGUUAUUAAGCUAAUAAAUGUUUUAAGUUUUACCUUUU
Plodia interpunctella (Indianmeal moth) is the source of this 1244-nucleotide messenger RNA. It is a transcript of the gene Atac1, whose product is annotated as Ada2a-containing complex component 1. Bases 217 to 1200 code for a protein of 327 amino acids. The transcript is spliced from 2 exons. NCBI's taxonomy places the organism in Eukaryota, Metazoa, Arthropoda, Insecta, Lepidoptera, Pyralidae. The record is from RefSeq and is a predicted model, not a curated record.